This is a messenger RNA of Loxodonta africana (African savanna elephant), 2815 nucleotides long. It is a transcript of the gene ISM1, whose product is annotated as isthmin 1. NCBI's taxonomy places the organism in Eukaryota, Metazoa, Chordata, Mammalia, Proboscidea, Elephantidae. Gene Ontology annotation, biological process: negative regulation of angiogenesis. The coding region runs from base 1 to 1542 and encodes 513 amino acids. The record is from RefSeq and is a predicted model, not a curated record. The transcript has 7 exons.
AUGUCACAGAACAAGCCUCCACCACCCCCUACUGCCACUCUUGUGAUGGUGGUCUCCAGGGCUGAACAGCUAGGGGACUCUGACCAUUGUGACCACUUUAUUCCUGUUGUGGCUCUGGCAAUUCACCUUAGUCACCAGGACAGCCAAAAUGAGCAGCUCCAGCCAUGCAGUGGUUGGGGUCGGUGGCUGGGUAUCCUUCAUCUUGGGCCAGUGAUGUACUCGGCAGAAAGGACACCAAUGAUAAAGCAACAGGCUCACAUCUCAGACAUCAUAUCCAGCCUGCACAAUAACCUCAAUGUGGAAAGUGAUUCCACAUCAGAAACCAGCUUUACCGUCUCCAGAGAAGAGCCUGGGGAGCCUUCAGAUCAUCAGGUCGCACACAGACCCUUCCCCAGACAGCGAUUCCGUCAGGAGACUGGGCACCCUUCGUUGCAAAGAGAUGGCCCCAGGUCCUUUCUCUUCGAUCUACCAAAUUUUCCAGAUCUUUCCAAAGCCGAUAUCAAUGGACAGAAUCCAAAUAUUCAGGUCACCAUAGAAGUGGUCGACGGUCCUGACUCUGAAGCAGAUAAAGACCAGCAUCCAGAGAAUAAGCCCAGCUGGUCAGUCCCAUCCCCGGACUGGCGGGCCUGGUGGCAGAGGUCCUUGUCUUUGGCAAGGGUGAACAGCGGGGAUCAGGACUACAAGUACGACAGUACCUCAGAUGACACCAACUUCCUCAACCCUCCCAGGGGGUGGGACCGUCCGGCCCCAGGCCACCGGACUUUUGAAACCAAAGAGCAGCCAGAAUAUGAUUCCACGGACGGUGAGGGUGAUUGGAGUCUCUGGUCUGUCUGCAGCGUCACCUGUGGGAAUGGCAACCAGAAACGCACCCGGUCUUGUGGCUACGCGUGUACCGCAACAGAAUCGAGGACGUGUGACCGUCCAAACUGCCCAGGAAUUGAAGACACCUUCAGGACAGCUGCCACUGAAGUGAGCCUGCUUGCGGGAAGCGAGGAGUUUAAUGCCACCAAACUGUUUGAAGUUGACAUGGACAGUUGUGAGCGAUGGAUGAGCUGCAAAAGUGAGUUCUUAAAGAAGUACAUGCACAAAGUAAUGAACGACCUGCCCAGCUGCCCCUGCUUCUAUCCUACCGAAGUGGCCUACAGCACAGCAGACAUCUUUGACCACAUCAAGCAGAAGGACUUCCGCUGGAAGGACGCCAGCGGGCCCAAGGAGAAGUUGGAGAUCUACAAGCCAACGGCCCGAUACUGCAUCCGGUCCAUGCUGUCACUAGAGAGCACCACACUGGCUGCCCAGCACUGUUGCUAUGGUGACAACAUGCAGCUCAUCACCAGGGGCAAAGGGGCUGGGACGCCCAACCUCAUCAGCACUGAGUUCUCUGCAGAGCUCCAUUACAAAGUGGACAUUCUGCCCUGGAUUAUCUGCAAGGGUGACUGGAGCAGGUAUAAUGAGGCUCGGCCUCCCAACAAUGGACAGAAGUGCACAGAGAGCCCUUCAGACGAAGAUUACUUCAAGCAGUUCCAAGAGGCCAGGGAAUAUUAAGAGGCUGGGGAUAAGGUGGACAGAGAUGGGGGUGCCACCUCUGGCAUUUGUAACACAGACACGCUGCACUGGUCUACUCACCUGGAGCAGAAUCCUCGUUACCUGCAUAUGUGUAUAUUUGUAUAUACUACACGAACAUUUUCCAUAAAUUACAUGAGAGGUGUGCGCCAAGCCCAGGUGACUGCCAUCUGAAGCCACGCUUACCCUCUGAGAUGCCUACAGACUUUUUGGAUAUCCUGUUAGGACAAUGCAGGCAGGUGCAUGGGACAGCAAAGCAGCCAAAAGGACCUGGAGGGGAUAGUGGGUGGGACUCAAUUCACACCUGAUCCAGUGUUUCUAAGAGAAGCUAAGUGGGCAAGAGACUGAAGGUGUAAACGUUAUCAGCAAUUUUUAUAUAUAACUUAUUUAAUAUGAAUGUGACUUAAGUGCAAACUUUUCUCUGGAGUUGUUAUUGUGAAACUAUUUAAUCACUUCUCUGAGAAAACAGAGAGGAAGGGGCUUAGAAAAGUGGAAGAGAAAGGGAAUUUAGUAAUGAGUUCUUUUAAAAAAAAAGAAACUCAAUGGAAAUGUAGCGAAACAAACAAACAAACAAAAAAGCCACUGUAAACCAAAGGUUAUUUAGUCAUAAGGCACCUUGCUGAAGUCUCGACCAUCCAAAAUUCCCUUGCCUCAGACUGGGUCACGAUGAGUUGGAAUUGACUCAAUGGCAAGGGGCUCUUUUUUUUUUUUUUUUUCCCCCGACUGGGUAGGGUUUGGGAGCAAAUGAGUAAUUUAGGGGCAAAUCUGAGGUCUGGUUUUUGUAAUCAUAUUAAAAGGCUUUAGAAUAAAAGAGCAAUAUUUCUUAUUUGCAUAAUGCUAUGAUUCUACUAAAAAACUGCAAAAUGGCAGAAUUUCUGUUCAUGUAGGCUCAGAAAACAACAGAAAGUUCAGGCAUAAGAACAGGGAAUAGCACUUUUCCAAAGGAAAAAAGAAAGAAUUAGACCUCAUUUCAUCUAUUUUAUUUUAAUACCAUCGUAACAAUUUUCCCUUCACCGAUAUAUUCCUAGUAAAUGCUAUAAAAAGGGGAGGGAAGACUAAAGUCUGGGAAAUCCUAAUUUUUUUUUAUGUUUUAAGAAAGAAGAAAGCUGCAUUAUUUUUAUAAAGUAUUUAUUGAAUCAUUGGGUCUUGUGCAUCAAGCAGUUGUAAUAUGACCUGGUUCUGUAGCGUGGAACGUGGGGCAAAUAAAGAGUUGGUUCUUAUUCAAUAUUUUACUUGCAAAACUCCAGGAAAAGAG